AUGCACUGCAUAUAUGGCAGGUCCUGGUUUUGGCAAGUCACUAGUGGGGAGUCUACCUAUUGUGUGAACCUUGAUAAGUGGACCUGUGACUGCAAGAAAUGGGACCUAUGUGGUUGGCCAUGUAACCAUGCAGUUUCUGCCAUUACAAGAGUGAAGGGGCAGCCAGAAGACUAUGUGCAUGAGUUCUUCAAAAAACCAUUGUAUAAGGAAACAUACAAGCACAUCAUCUACCCUGUACCAGGGCCUGACUGUUGGCCUAGGACACCAACUGCUGACAUAGAUCCACCAGUGUUCAAAGAGAAGAAGGGCAGAAAGCAAACAGCUAGGAGGAAGGGGCAAUUUGAGGUCCCAACAAAGAAGGAUACAUCAAGGAUGGCAACUAUCACCUGUAGCAACUGCAAGAUGCAGAAACAUAGGUACACCUACUGCCCUCAGCCCCUGAAGCCUCAUCUGCAGGCAAGAAAGGACAAGCACAAGACAACCAGAACUCACUACCAUGGAGCUGGGGGAAGUUCUACUGCUACUGCACAGCCUGCAACCAGUGCACCACCUGUUGCAACUACUAGGGGGAAGAAAAUCAACUGCUGCUUCUACUGGUCCUGCCCAGCCUGCUGCUUCUACAAGGCCAAGAAAAACAACUGCUGCUUCUACAAGGGCAAGCAUCAGCAGUGA
Messenger RNA from Aegilops tauschii subsp. strangulata, 672 nucleotides. The record is from RefSeq and is a predicted model, not a curated record. Lineage: Eukaryota; Viridiplantae; Streptophyta; Magnoliopsida; Poales; Poaceae.